CACUCGGCCGGCCAAGCGAUAUUAAAAUGUCUGAUGAUGCUCGUGACGCCAUAGCCAACGGAGUCGGAGAAGAUGCUGCUGAGAUGCCCAACAGUGACUCCCCUGCUGAAGACGCAGCAGAAGUGCAGUGUGGUCCAGCUACAGCUUCAAAUGUGCCAGCACCGGCUGACCACACAGGAGAGCAGCCUGAGAUCACAGCUGCAUGUGCAGAGACCACCCCUACAGGGCUUCUAGACCAGUCCGAGGCCUGUGAUGGCAACCAGACUCCCCUCAAUGGAGAAGUAACUGAAGACACCCUGGCUGAGUGCAUUGAUUCUGUCAGCCUUGAGGGAGACACGGGAUCUGAAAUACCUCUGAAAGAACAGAACGACGUGGCUGUGGACUCCUCACCACAGGCAGGAAGAUGGGCAGGCUGGGGGUCCUGGGGCAAAUCUCUGCUCUCAUCUGCAUCAGCCACAGUGGGUCAUGGGUUAACAGCAGUCAGAGAAAAGGCAGGAGCAACCUUACGAAUCCACAGUGUCAAUUCCGGAUCUCCUGAAGGAGCCCCAACUGAUGCCGAAAACGACAUCUCGGAAAAUGUGACUCCAGAUCAGGACCCUGCCGGAGGCCCCCACAGUCCCCCUCCACCAGGGGCGGCAGGGUCUAGGGGCAUGCUGUCAGCCCUUACCAACGUGGUUCAAAACACGGGCAAAAGCGUCUUAACCGGAGGUCUGGAUGCUUUAGAAUUCAUUGGCAAGAAAACUAUGAAUGUCCUCGCAGAAAGCGACCCGGGGUUUAAGCGGACCAAGACACUGAUGGAGAGAACGGUUUCCUUGUCCCAGAUGUUGAGAGAAGCCAAGGAGAAGGAGAAGCAGAGGCUGGCCCAGCAGCUCACAGUGGAGAGGACUGCACACUAUGGGAUGCUGUUUGAUGAAUAUCAAGGUUUGUCACAUCUGGAAGCCCUGGAAAUUCUGUCCAAUGAGAGUGAAAGCAAGGUUCAGUCCUUUUUAGCAUCACUGGAUGGAGAGAAACUAGAACUGUUGAAAAAUGACCUAAUUUCUAUCAAAGACAUCUUUGUAGCCAAAGAAUCAGAGAAUGAAGCAAAUCCGGAAGAACAAGGCCUAGAAGAAAGCGGGGAAGAAUUUGCUAGGAUGCUCACAGAGCUCCUGUUUGAUUUACACGUCGCCGCCACACCUGACAAACUCAAUAAGGCCAUGAAGAAAGCUCAUGACUGGGUUGAAGAGGAUCGAAGUGUGGUGUCAGUAGAUGUGGCGAAAGGGUCUGAGGAGGAAGAGAAGAAAGAAGAAGAGGAAGAGAAAGCUGAAGAAGCUGAAGAAAACAAAACGGGGGGCAAAGGAGCUAAGACAGUGGAGGAAGUGUACAUGUUGUCCAUCGAAAGUCUGGCUGAGGUCACUGCACGCUGCAUUGAACAGCUUCAUAAAGUUGCAGAGUUAAUUCUCCAUGGACAAGAGGAGGAAAAGCCAGCUCAAGACCAAGCAAAAGUUCUGAUAAAAUUAACCACGGCAAUGUGCAAUGAAGUAGCCUCCCUAUCGAAGAAGUUUACGAAUUCUUUAACCACCAUUGGGAGCAACAAGAAGGCUGAAGUCCUUAACCCCAUGAUUAAUAGUGUGUUUUUAGAGGGCUGCAAUAGCACCACAUAUGUCCAGGACGCCCUCCAGCUGCUGCUCCCGGUACUGCAGGUCUCCCACAUCCGCACCAGCUGUUUGAAAGCUACAACCCAGCCGGACUCCAGCUAGUUCAAUGGCAGGCCACAUCUCUUCUCUACAUACCCUUUAAAGGCAACGGACUUCUACGUCACUGGCCAAACCACCCAUCUGAGGACACUACAAGCAAUUUUUGCACAGUUUUGAAAAUACAGAGAGCUAACAUUUCUCUUAAUGUAUACUGUUUUAUCAAUAAUUAUGUUGUCUUUAUGUUAACUUAAACUUGUACUUGUUAUAUUGAAGUUUUCCUGUAAUUUGCAGUUCAUUCACAAAUAUAUCUGUUUUCCUGGUCGACCA
This is a messenger RNA of Grammomys surdaster, 2000 nucleotides long. It is a transcript of the gene Fam114a1, whose product is annotated as family with sequence similarity 114 member A1. NCBI's taxonomy places the organism in Eukaryota, Metazoa, Chordata, Mammalia, Rodentia, Muridae. The record is from RefSeq and is a predicted model, not a curated record. The transcript has 14 exons. Bases 27 to 1736 code for a protein of 569 amino acids.